Molecule: messenger RNA, 6483 nt
Organism: Cyclocybe aegerita
Lineage: Eukaryota; Fungi; Basidiomycota; Agaricomycetes; Agaricales; Hemipholiotaceae
Source: the annotation of a GenBank genome assembly
AUGGCACCAAAACGCGGUCAACCACCUAAUGCACGCCAAGAGUCACUAAAUGUGAACGGACAAUCGUCGCCUGUCCAGCCACGUUCGACGUCACCAUCCUCGGGCUUCACACAAUUUUUAACACGGCCGUCGAAAUGGUUCAGUCGCAGCGUGUCUGCAUCGAAGGUGUCGCCAGGUCCCUCAGAGGAAAGACCGAGCAUUGGCAGUGGAGGGAGGAAACAUAAAAUCUCUCGUCCAACAGACCCGCGCCCUAUUUUGGACGCAUAUCAGGCAGGAGGUGCCAGUCGAUCUGUUCUCGAUCUCUCUGUUCGCCAGCAAGGAUCAAUCGAGGUCUCAAGGUUCCCGCCUCCUAGCGUUCCGUCGAGCCCCACCGUAGGGCACUCGCCGAGCGGUUUAGGAGACCUGCGCGCCAUCUCGCGAAAGGGGUGGUCCCGGUCUGCGGAUGACCUCAGCAGGAUGUCUCCAGCGGAAUUCUCUCCAGUCAAGUCGUCUUUCCAGGAACGUAUCGCGGAAUAUCGCAAUCGGAGCGACAGCAACCCCAGCGUAGUUUCCCUUGCGAGCCAAAGCCCGAUCUCUCCUCCACACCCGAUCAACGGACGGCAUCCGUUUCCGUCAGCCGGACCCUCUUCCCCAUCGUCCUCGCCGCCACGAAGCGCGACGCUGCCUACGGUCUCCAUUUCCAUCUCUUCACUCGCCCUCGAUGAACGGCCGGUUCCCAGGACCACCUCGCCAACACCUGCCCACACGCGAUCACACUCUUUCACUCCGAAGUUACCGUCCAAGCUAGCAACACCACGAAUUCCCCAAAGUCCCCAGCGAGAACGCUCCCAUGAUCGCGAACUCGAUGUACGAGACCUCGACCGGCCCAUUCUUGGCACCCCAACGAGAGCAGCGUUCGGAUUUGGGUUUUCAGGCCUUCCGCCAAAUAAGAUGAUGUUGGACACCAGCCCAGCACCUUCGCCAACCACCCAUCGUUCUACGACACUGCUGCCGCCUCCGAUGAUUCUCGAGCCUAAGGGUGGGCCAGAAGAUCGCGAGCGUGCCGACAUGAAAAGAUCGUCACAGAUUGUGUUCAACAGUGGCUUCAUCAACCGUCUCGCUGACGUGCCGACCAAUUUCAACCAUGCCAACCUUCCUUUAUCCAAGGGUUGGAAGCCCUAUAAGCUCGAGCUUAAAGGCUCAAAGCUUUAUUUUUACAAACCGCCAAACGAUAGAGCUACUGAAAUUAAAGAGCUUUUCCCAACAUCGCUUGUUCCUCCUUCGGAGCAAGACGAUGAUGAUUUUAAUGCCGAGACGCCGGUGGCUGAUGAUGUGGAUGGAAUGGGGCGAUCGAAGAAGGGUAAAGGACGGGAAGAGAGCCAAGCUGGAGCUGUUGGUCGGAAGAAGAGGGCAUACUGGGGAAGGAGAACACAUCCUGACCUCAUUCGGGAUGCUUCGACCGGUGUAGUGGAGAAAGGAACAUUGGAAGCCCUCGUCCAUGAAGCCGCCUUCGCAACUACAUUCUUAUGUCCACCGAAGGAAGGCGAACUAGAAGACAAGGAUACACAGAAACUUCGCUGGCACGAAUUUGCAUCGUCUGUCAUUUUUUCUCUGCCUUCGAUCGUUGGCCAGCAAGCGUUUGAAGUGGAGUUCCUUCGAUGUUGCUCGUACUUGGUCAGCGGGGCGGAAGAUGGCGUCAGGGAAGAGGAGAGGUUGCGUGUCGCUUGGCUCGCGAACGAGUACUUGCGUUAUCACGGCCGGCCAGCAGAUACGUCUGCUUGGGACGAGUGGAAGAAAGAAACGAUACCGGAUGCCGACCUUAGUGCUGAAGUACCCGUGUUUGCUUCCUCAGGUCUGCCAUCAUCGAGCUCUAUGCAGGCGAUUCUUCAGUCUUCUCCGUCAAUUGGCAGUGGCUCUCCGAACAUCAACACCUUCUCGCCUCGCCCAGAUGACAGUAGCAGCAAGAUGAUGCCUCUCCUGGAUGCCCUCUUUCCGACACCACCUCUACCUCUUGAAACCCGAGGAUACGACAGACAGCAGCCCGUAAGACCUGGCCCCGGUCUCACACCGCCAGGCAACCGAUUCCCGUGGGCUGCCAUGUACGAAGAAGGUUUGACUCGCGACAUCCUCUUCUGCAUUGACCCCUAUCUACUCGCCAAAAGUUUGACGUUAUUCCAUCGAUCGGUUCUCGAACAGUGCCCAGAGAACGUCACCGCCGGGUUCAUUGCUGCCUCCGAUGCUCAGCAAACCUACGACGACCAAGGCCAGCCUUCGUCAGAGUCCGCAUCCAUCCACUUGUUCGGCUCGGAUGACCACCCACAUUGGCUGACGAAACUUGUGCUGCUGCAAAUUCUGGGCACCGACAAUUCAGCUAGCCACCACUAUAACACGUCAAGCGCGAACCAGCUAGCACUGGCCUCGCCCGGUCGCAAGUCGGAAGAACGCGGUGGUGGCGGUGGUCCUCCUCAGACCUCGCGGACACACUCUAGGUCGGAGGUCAUCUCAGUUUGGGCGAAGGUGGGCGAGCUGUGCAGGGCCAGUGGGGAUGAGUGCUCGUGGCAGGCCAUUGCUGCUGCUUUAUGCUCAAGACCUGUUGCCAGACUCGAUAAGGUGUGGAAGAGGGUUGACCCAAAUGCUUUGGCAGCCAUCGAGUCGUGGGUCCAUGUUCCGGAGUCGGGUCUGGGCGAGCGGGCAACGGUGUCGGAACCUCGGGUCACCCCUUGGGGUGGGGAUGUGAAAGCUAGACUGGGAGAGGAGUUAGGGAAGGCCAAGGGUGAGAAUGACUCCAUGGUGCAGAUGGAGCCCACCUUGAAGGCGAAAGUGUUGUUUGAACAAUUCAGGACGUCGUUUGCUCUCUGCCCGAGGAAAGUCUGUGUGCCGGAGAACGAGAUCAGUGAGGACAUAAAGAGGAUGGUAGGCUUUUGGAGGAACCUAGCCGCUGAAGGAGGUGGGACGAGUGGUAUUGCUGUCAAAUUCAAACGUGUGGAUCAAUUUAUGUCGUUGUCUCUUGCCGCCGAACCUCGUCGGAAGGGUCUAUUCGAACCUUACUUCUGGUCAAGAUCGGCGUCGUUCCAUUCACCGUUCACUUCUCUAGUCCCUCUCCUAUUCCCCGAUCCCCUCCCUUCUUUGACCCUUGUCGAUCGAUCAAAGCUCAUUCGAAGUCGCAUUGACAGCGAUGCUUCAGAUCUUCAGUACCUUCGCAGCCUAGAUGCUCAGCUUAGGGCAGAUGCUGCUCGUCAACUACAUGGCUUCGAUCAGAACCAAGAUUUUACCAAACGUCUCAUCUUGGGCAAUGGAGGUACCGUCAUCCCGGUGCACAACGGAGAUCUGCUUCUGGUUGUUCAGAGCGGAGGCUUCGAAUCAACUUCAGACUCGCGACCAUCUUCCCAGAUGCCCUCACGCCCGCCUAGCUCUGUGACAGAACUGGGAGAACAGCGGACCGUCAGCCGGAAUCCCUCCAUCCGUGUGAAGCCUGGGACGUCGAAAGGAUUGGAUAGGAAGACAAGUGUUGCGCGGCGUAGUUCAUUGCCUUCGGUCUCCCAUCUCUCUCGCUCUAACUUUGUUAUUGCUGAAUCCUCCUUGGACCCACCACUUCGCGUCAUCGUUCAGGCUGGCACACUCAAUAACUUGGUCAACAUCCUUGUGCAUGGAUUGGAGAAGAUAUCGGUGUCCGUGGCUGACGAUAACGGGGAGAUGUCGUUGCGCGAGGGCAUGAUGCGCGAGCUUAUGCUAGAUCGUAUGGAGUUUGCUCGCGUUUGGUGGAAUGUGUUCAGGAGUUUUGUCACUCCUUUCGUCUUCUUCGAGCUCCUGCGUAAAAUUUACAUCACUGCUCAACCACCUGGGUCAUCACCUACAUCAGCCGAUUAUCUCGAUGCUAUCAACAAUCGUGCCGAGGUACUAGCUACGAUCAAGGAAUGGCUGACACUCGGAGGUGGUGCUCAGGACAUCUUAGACGACAAUCAACUCUUCAUUGCUGUGCAAUCUUUCCUGGAAUGUCCUGCAGACCAUCAACUCUUCACGUCACCUGUGUCAGAGGCGGACCUAGUGAAGCAAGCCACGGAGUCAUUGUCGGAGACGAGGCAAUCUCUGUCAACAGUAUUUAUCUCUCAAAUGCAACGACCGACAAUAUCUCGAGGCGUUCACCCUCGUCCUUCAAGUGGACCAAGAAGUGCCAGAAAGCGAAACAUCAGCACUCGCGACCCGCCUGACCUCGAUCACAUGGAUCCUGAAGACUUUGUUGAUAAUCUGGACGGAAUGGCUAGCGCUGCUUUUAGCAACAUAACUCAGGAGGACCUUUAUAUCACUGCAGACCUUCUCGAAGUGCAAACCCUGGAUCGAACAGGAUGGUUCUCAGCUCGCGAUGUGCCGACUUCUGAAGAGUUGGUUGAGAUCCAGACAAUCUACUCUCAUAUUCAAGACGUCGAGCCAUCUUCUUUGAUAUCAGAGCGUUCUCAAGAUGCUCUCUAUCGCCUUUUGCCCCCAGGCAUCCGCAGCUGUAUUAGGGCGUACACCAUCAUUCGAAAGUGGCUUAUAUCGAAGCUAGUCGCUCCCAGGAUCGGUCUCCGUGCACGGCAAGCUCGCAUGGAACUUUUAAUUCAGGUGAUUGAAGUCGCAAGACUACGAAACACGGAGACCCCGUCUACGGCCCAACUUAUCGAACAGCCCUGUGUUCGAUCGUUUGUGGAGGCAGUCGCUACAUCCGCGCUACUGAGUGUAGAAAGUCGACUUCAUCACCGCGCCUGGCAAAGCAUCGCUAUCAGCCGAGGUUGCAAUUGUGAUUCUCUCUCGUCGCUACUACUUCGUCCAUUCGUCCAAACGACAUCUGCCCAAGAGUCGCUGACGAUCGAUAUUGGCUGGCUCUUGGAGCGCAUGAUAGAGAUUAUAGCCGCUCCGGAUGUUAUCGACAGCCCCUCUCAAGAACCUCAGAGCCUCGUUAAUUUCGACAAGCGCAGACACCUCUGCAACCUAAUCAGCAAAGCCUCUUGCCUCCCAUCGGCCCGCAAAUUGCCCUCAGAAGAGGCCCAUCGACGUGGAUUUGAACGGCUCAACAACAUCGAGAAGGAAGUUAUAGCGUUGCAAUUCGAUCUUCGAGGGGUCAAGGAAGAGGCGAUAAGAGAAGCUACGUCAUCCAGCAUGAAUGGAGCACCGCCCAGCAAGAAGCCUGUUCGUCCGUUUUCCAAGGUUGUCGCUAUCCAGGUCGAGAAGCAUCGGAGAGACAAGAACAUGCGAACUCGGGCCCAACGGGAGAAAAUGCAAGAGCAAAGUAAGAACGAUCGUCGAGAUGACCUCCUCAACAAAGCUAUGCGUCCUCGCAAACCGUUGUCCAAUGCUCAGAAACAACACCGGAACAAGAAAAGCAUGUCGGCUUUCCUCAACUUCAUGCGACCUCUCUCCAGUGCCUUCGGAGCGGAAAUUUCUUACCACGUCACACACAAGAGGUCCGCGUUGGAGUUGGACUUUUCUGCCAUGGGAAAGCCCUCGUUGGUGCUCAGCAUUCUGGAUGCCCAGGUCUCUCAGUUCAUCAACAAUGAGCGGUCUUUCAUGUUCAAACUUGAUACCGAGGACGGUGGCCAUUACCUCUUGCAGGCCGUCAGCAAACGAGAGAUGAACAAAUGGCUCGAGACCAUUUCUCGUGUUACGAAGUCGGCAGCGAAGCGGCGGUUGACCUACCUUGGCAAUCCCAAACCUCAGAUCGCCGACCAUAUCCACUCACACCCCAUUGUUGCUUCUUGCGACCCUAAAGCUGUGUUCGGCGUCGAACUGGAGUUCCUUCUUCGUCGAGAGGCUGGAGGGGACGAGAUACCACCCGGCACGGUCCCCCUCAUCAUUGAACAAUGUCUGGCCGAGAUUGAAUCCCGCGGGUUGAGUGAAGUGGGCAUUUAUCGAAUUGCUGGUGCUACAACAGAGAUCAACGCCCUCAAAGAUGCAUACAACCGAGGCGAGUUCCCAAUUCGACCGACAACAGAUAUUCAUGCCAUCUGCGACUUGGUCAAGUCAUGGUUCCGGGUUCUUCCACAGCCUGUAUUUCCGCCAGAUUCGUAUCGGGACGUGAUGCAAGCGAUGAGACAAGAGAAUUUGGAUGACCGCCUGGUCAGCAUUCGCAACGUCGUCCAGGCUUUGCCCCAAUCCAACUUCGAUAUCCUCCGGAGAGUCUCGGAGCACCUUGAUAAGGUCACGGACUACGAAGAGCAUAACCAGAUGACCGCUGAGGCGUUGGCGAUUGUCUUCAGCCCUAAUCUCUUGAGGGCACCCCAAAACGACUUUGUAAUGAUUCUUAACAAUAUGGGGCUUUCCCACAAACUUGUGAAAGCUUUGAUUACACACUUCCACGUCAUCUUUGACGAAGCUGAUCCCGAGGCUGAGCUUCACUCUGAGGACGAACUCGAUUCACCCAUUCCUGAAGAAGACGAAGAAGAGGAAGAACAUGCAGCCCACGAUUCUAUCCACGACCCCCAUGACAAUCAACCAUCGCUCAACAACGGAAGCCAAUAUACCCCUCCUUAA